CAGACUGUGAGAUGUUAAUAGCCCAACCCCAGCUUAGUUUUCUUAUUUACUGUGGCAUUUUAUCGAGUGGGUUGUGUGUCUGAAACUCGCGAGAUUUAACUUUGUUUCUACUUCAAAAUCUCGACAUGACAUGGACAUAUUUAUUUGUCUGGUUUAAGAUUUCUCUGUGUGUUUUGUUUGGGCUUGGAGAGAGAAAGUUCACAGUAGAUCUGAAGAAAGGGAAAAGAUGAAAACAAAAACAAAAGGGUAACGGACAGAGCGAGAUUUUUGUUUUUUAGUUUUCGUAUUUAGUAUACGGGAAAGUAAUGGUAAGAGAAUCAAAGGGGUUUAAAAGUGUAUGAAAGCAGCUGAUUCAGUGGUACUGCUGUACCAAAUAAGCUGCUACCGUCUGAUUCUGAUCGCCGAUUAAUUUAAGUCUUUUGUCCGUGCAUGAGAAAGUUAAAGCAGAGCAACUCUGGUUCAAAGACUGCAAAUUUGGAAGAAUAAAAGGAUAUUUUUUUUCUCAUAUGAGUUGUUAUGUGUUUAGAGUAAAUGUGAAAAAAGGGUUCUCUUUUAAGUGAUAAAGUUGCUAACUUGAAAGAGAGAGGGAGAGUAAAGUGUUGAAUUUGAAGGGUUUUGUUUUCUGGUGAUUUCUGACAGAGGAUUGUAGAAACAAAAUAAAAUCUUCAAGCUUUAAGAGCUUUUGUUUCGGAACUCAAGAUACCAGAGAGGCCCCCCCAAAUGAAGGAGGUUGAGAAGAGCAUUGAUCCACAACUAUGGCACGCGUGUGCAGGAUCCAUGGUUCAAAUCCCUCCGUUGAACAGUACAGUGUUUUACUUUCCUCAAGGCCACGCUGAGCACUCCUUUGGGCCUGUGAAUUUCCCUUCCUCAAUUACACCAAUCCUACCUCUUAUUCUUUGCCGUGUUACUUCACUCAAGUUUCUUGCUGAUUCUGAAACUGAUGAAGUGUAUGCUAAGAUAAGACUGGUACCAUUACCAGGUAAUGAGCUUGAUUUUGAAGACAAUAGUUUAAGUCUGAAUUCUGUUGGGUCUGAUUCUGAGUCAGAAAAGCCAGCAUCAUUUGCUAAAACCUUGACACAAUCUGAUGCCAAUAAUGGGGGUGGAUUUUCUGUGCCAAGAUAUUGUGCUGAGACCAUAUUUCCAAGGUUGGAUUACAGUGCAGAUCCUCCAGUCCAGACUGUAGUAGCUAAAGAUGUCCAUGGAGAGACUUGGAAGUUUAGGCAUAUCUAUAGAGGGACGCCAAGAAGGCAUUUGUUGACUACUGGGUGGAGCACGUUUGUUAACCAGAAAAAACUUGUUGCUGGGGAUUCGAUUGUAUUCUUGAGAGCUCAAAAUGGUGAUCUCUGUGUAGGGAUAAGGAGAGCAAAGAAAGGGAUUGGGAGUGGAAAUGACUCUCCUUCCGUGUGGAAUUCAAAUCAUGGAAGUUGUGUCAGCGUUAAUCCUUAUGGAGGAUUUUCAAGCUUCUUGAGAGAGGAAGAAAACAAGAUGUUGAGAAACGGAAACAUGAGUUUGAAUUCUUCUGGGAGUGGAAAUCUGUGUGGCCAUGGUGGAAGAGUGAAACCUGAGACUGUUUCAGAGGCAGUGGCACUUGCUAUGAGUGGGAAGCCAUUUGAAGUUGUUUAUUACCCCCGUGGAAGCACGCCAGAGUUUUGUGUUAAGGCCUCUUCAGUAAGGGCAGCAAUGAGGGUUCAUUGGCACUGUGGAAUGAGGUUCAAGAUGGCUUUUGAAACAGAGGAUUCUUCUAGGAUAAGUUGGUUUAUGGGAACUAUAUCCUGUGUUCAGGUCUCCGAUCCCAUCCGUUGGCCUAACUCACCAUGGCGGCUCCUCCAGGUGACAUGGGAUGAGCCAGAUUUACUACAAAAUGUGAAACGCAUUAGCCCAUGGUUGGUUGAACUGGUUUCAAACAUGCCAGUCAUCCAUCUGUCACCCUUUUCACCUCCCAAAAAGAAGUUGCGGUUCCUGCAACACUUUGACUUUCCCCUGGAUGGCCAAUUUUCUGUGCCAUCAUUUACAGGCAACCCCCUUGGGCCCAGCAGCCCCUUGUGUUGUCUACCUGACAACACUCCUGCAGGCAUACAGGGAGCCAGGCAUGCUCAAUUUGGAAUAUCUUUAUCGGAUUUCCAUCUUAACAACAAACUGCAGUCAGGGCUGUUUUCAUCCAGCUUCCAGCGGUUUAAUCCACAUUCCAGAAGUUCUGAUGGCAUAGUGACAAACCACACGCACAAUAAUGAGAAUUUGUCUCGUUUGCUAACAAUGGGAAUUUCCAGUCAGAAUUUGGAGAAAUCUGAUAACACGAAGAAGCACCAGUUUUUACUCUUUGGUCAACCAAUACUCACAGAGCAGCAGAUCUCUCAUAGCUGUUCCACUGGUGUAGUUUCACAAGUUCUUGGCAAAAGUUCAUCAGAUGGCAGUUCAGACAAAGUGAAAACAUCAUCUGAUGUUUCAGGAUCCACACGUGAGCUGCAAAUUUCGCCAGAGAAGUCAUCAAGUUCUGAAAUAUUUUGGAGCCGGGGUUUUCGAGUGACUGAACCUGACCUUGAUACUGGUCACUGCAAGGUAUUCAUGGAGUCAGAGGAUGUGGGACGAACUCUUGAUCUCUCAGUUGUUGGAUCUUAUGAAGAGCUAUACAAGAGGCUAGCCAACAUGUUUGGGAUAGAAAGAUCAGAAAUUUUGGGCCAUGUUCUCUAUCAAGAUGCAACCGGAGCUGUUAAACAAACUGGAGAUGAACCAUUCAGUGAUUUUAUGAAAACAGCCAAAAGAUUAACAAUUCUGAUGGGGUCAGGCAGUGACAAUGUUGGAAGGACAUGGAUUAGUGGGAUGCGGAAUGCUGAGAAUGGGCUCAGCACUCCCAACAAGACAGGUCCCCUGAGCAUAUUCGCAUAGUUCCUGCAGAAUCUAUGCUACAUAUUUAAGAACAUAAUGAAUGUUCAGAAUUAUUACUAGUUUUUUAGCUUAAUUUGUUUAGGUGAGACAGGAUUUUAAUCUGCAACUGUUAUGAUGCCCACUGAAUACUUUUCAUUUCUUGCUGAAUGUGUUUAAAUGUUUGACUGGAUAUUGGUGAAUAAUGUUAUGCCAUUGUGUA
Molecule: messenger RNA, 3082 nt
Organism: Mangifera indica (mango)
Lineage: Eukaryota; Viridiplantae; Streptophyta; Magnoliopsida; Sapindales; Anacardiaceae
Product: auxin response factor 10-like
Exons: 5
Coding region: 721-2883 (720 amino acids)
Biological process (GO): regulation of DNA-templated transcription; response to hormone
Cellular component (GO): nucleus
Molecular function (GO): protein binding; DNA binding
Source: RefSeq, a predicted model, not a curated record